This is a messenger RNA of Linum tenue, 1609 nucleotides long. The record is from the annotation of a GenBank genome assembly. Lineage: Eukaryota; Viridiplantae; Streptophyta; Magnoliopsida; Malpighiales; Linaceae.
GUUUUUGCUCGUAUGCUGGAAACUGGAAAGCAUGGCUGCCAUCAUUGUUGGAUGCGCAGUUGCGCACCCAUCAAAGAAUCUUUCUUUCCAUCGCACCCAUCAAAGAUUUAUGCUUGUUGAGUUCAGUUCCGUGUUCUGCUUUUUCUCGUCGUUGGGAAAUAAUUGGAUAGCCACAAGAUGACUCUCUCUGCCAAAUAAUUGCCAAGUGAGCAAGCAACUGGAUAAGUAUGGGCUAUGGAGCUCUUUGAUUAAACAAAAACAUGAUUUUCCAUUCCCGGGAAUCGAGGAAUUAUUAAAGGAAAGUUGAAGAUAUCAACUAUUGCCAAACGCUAUGGUCUCCUCAAUCCGGUCAAAACUUCGCAACUUCAUCGCAACAAUGGCGGCUCCACCUGAUCUUAGGCUAUCUCUUGCAUUCACCGCCGGGGAACCCUUUCACUGCCCGCCCUCUUCGACGGUCACUAGUUCUUCGUUUCUGGGAUUUCUCCGAAACUGCCCUAAUUUGGCCAGUACAAGAAUAGCGAAAGUCCAUGAUCACCGGUUCCACUUAUCGCCUUCAGUUGGGAGAAAAGCUCUGAAGCUCCAUACCUCUGUUAGUUGCGAUGGAUUUGCCCAAGAAACGGGAAACUCUGAAGUUGAGUGCUCGCCUAACGCUCAAAGCGGAUUGGACUUUGAAGAGAUGAAACAGAGAUUUCUGAGUUUUAAGAAGCAGACGUAUAUGAAAAAACUGGAACAUUUCCGAGCUCUCGCUGAAAUGCAAUUCCCAAAGUUUAUGGUGAUUGCCUGUGUAGACUCCAGGGUUUGCCCCUCGAACAUCCUGGGAUUUCAGCCUGGGGAAGCUUUUAUGAUCCGUAAUGUUGCAAACAUCGUCCCUCCUCUUGAGUGUGGCCCUACUGAAACCAAUGCUGCCCUGGAAUUUGCUGUAAACACUCUCCAGGUUGAGAAUAUAUUCAUCGUUGGCCAUAGCGACUGUGCUGGUAUUCAAACUCUCAUGAGUAUGCAGGAAGAGAACUCCAGGUUUUUAAGUUACAUGAUUUAUUACUCAUUCCCCUUUCGCUUUGGUUUCUGUAUGCUGAGUCUCUAUCAGGUUAACUCAAUUUUUGUUCCAUUCUGUUAUUGUAGCUUCACCGAGAAAUGGGUUGCCAAUGCAAAAGCUGCCAAGUUUACGGCAGAAGCUGACGCAUCUCACCUCAGCUUUGAACAACAAUGCAAGCAUUGCGAGAAGGAAUCAAUCAACCGUUCCCUGCUCAACUUGCUGACUUAUCCAUGGAUUGAAGAGAAAGUAAGUAAAGGGUUGUUGAGUGUUCAUGGAGGGUAUUAUGAUUUCCACAACUGCACGUUUGAGAAAUGGACGAUCGAUUACGAGGAAAGCAGCAUUGGCCAAGGCAGAUUGUCAGUUAAAGACACAGUUCUCUGGUGCUGACUGCUGAACAUAUUUCCGCCUAAGCUGCUUCUUCUUCUCAGUUGUAUAGUAUUGUGUAUAAAAUGUAAGCCCUGUAAUGUGAAUUGUAAAAUGCUUACCCAUUUGCUGCUCGGAGUGCUGCGAAAGUGUUGUUUAUCUGACGAUACUUUGAUUUCCGGGUGCUGAAUGCAAUUCCAUAACAAAACUUAA